Molecule: messenger RNA, 1383 nt
Organism: Lodderomyces margitis
Lineage: Eukaryota; Fungi; Ascomycota; Pichiomycetes; Serinales; Debaryomycetaceae
Exons: 1
Coding region: 1-1383 (460 amino acids)
Source: RefSeq, a predicted model, not a curated record
AUGUUUAAUAUUCUAGACCUUGUCUUCAACACGCUAAAUGCAUUGAUACCAGCGCUAUACACCAUCAAAGCACUCGAUCAACAAAUAGAGUUUCAACCUAGCUCAUACCAGUUUUUGCUCAAUUAUUGGCUCUAUUAUAUCUCACUCAAUUUCAUUGCAUCGACGUUUUUCAAUGAUUGGGGAUUAGUGCACUUAUUGGCCAAUUUAAUCAAGUGUUGGUUAUUCUAUUCUAGUGAGCAGCUGCAGAAUAAUGUUGCCUUGGUGAACCAUGUGCUAUUUAAGAACUAUAGCCAUCGGAUGAGACAGGGUGAGAUGAUGUUUCUGCAUAUUUUAGCAAGAGUGGUGCCAAAUUUGGGUGAUGUCAAUUACCAGGUGCAUACUUUUGGCAUCAAGUAUGUCCAACCAAUACCCGAAGAUGUGUCCAUCGAUGGAGAUGCAAUUAUGGAGCAAGUGUGGAGGCUCUUGCGUAUAUGUCAGUCGGUUCUUAUGGUUGCCACGUCGACAACUACAGAAGCAGCCAAUAAUAGUAAUAAUAACAACUUGAAGUCAAAAAUGGAUACCCCAGCAACAAAGAAACUCCGAAAGUUGCGCAACGUAAGGUCAUUUACUUCGCUAAACUCACGAGAUAAUUCUCAUUCAGAUUUGAAGAAUUUGAAACACGAAAGACAAUCAUCAUCACUGGGUUACUUAAACAAAUUUUUUGCAUUAAACUCACAACGACCUCAGUCUCCUGGCAUUGAAAUUACACAGCAAAAAUAUAGAAAUGUCAGCUCUCCUGCUGCAGCUUCCAAUUGGGAUGGUUCAUUGAGUAAUGAUCACAAUGGACACGUUGAUGGGCAUUUUGCUAGGACAAAGAGAAGAUCAAAAUCUGGAAGUGACUACGAUUUGAAUGCACCGUCUAUGGGGUUUAGACAAUUGCAAAUGCAAAACUCCCAUGAUGACCAGCGUCAACAACAGUAUAAGCAGCAGCAGCAGCAGCAGCAGCAACAGCAACAUCAACAUCAACAGCAACAGCAACAUCAACAUCAACAGCAACAGCAACAACAACAACAACAGUAUUCCAAUUAUGUAUACCUGAAAGAACCGAGAGAGAGUGGGCUUGCAACGAGAGGCGUCAAAAUGAAACUAAAUGCCAAUUAUGACCCCCAGCAACACCGACAAGAACAGUUGCAACCACACUUUGUCGUUGGUAAUAGACUGACUCCACAUACAAUUCAAGGGGGACAAAGAAAUCCUACUGUCAAUCAGAAUGAUGGGUUUAGAGUCAGUCUGCGCGGAUUAAGAAAUAUUCAGGACGAAGUAGGACAGGGUGGACAAAUACAAGGACAGGGCCAGUUUGAUGAAUUACCCGCUGCCCCUACUCCAUCGAUGGUUAUCAAGUAA